This is a messenger RNA of Nothobranchius furzeri (turquoise killifish), 3014 nucleotides long. Its product is annotated as anoctamin-9. Gene Ontology annotation, molecular function: chloride channel activity; protein dimerization activity. The record is from RefSeq and is a predicted model, not a curated record. Gene Ontology annotation, biological process: chloride transmembrane transport. Lineage: Eukaryota; Metazoa; Chordata; Actinopteri; Cyprinodontiformes; Nothobranchiidae. Gene Ontology annotation, cellular component: plasma membrane.
ACAGAUAACGUCAUCACCCCUCCAGGUAAAACACUGGCACACCUGUGUUCCUCGCACACGGUGUUGCUGCCUGUAGGCACGCGGAAGUGAAGCGGAGUUGUAGAUGUUUUAUCCUGUGGUCGAAGGAGAAGUUUGUUUGUUCGUUUGUGUUUGUGAGAGAUGGACGUUAAGGAGGCCACGCAGCUGCUGCUGAGCGCAGGUUCCUCUGACUGAACUUCUACAUCGAUUCUGAAACAAACUCCAGCGUCAUGUUCUUCAAGGGCAGAACGGGUGACAUGGAGAUGAGGAGCAGUGAGAAAAAGGAUCCCAGCGCUGAGGCUUCUACUCUGCCAUCACACAGAACCUAUGAUGCCGUACUCGUGGCCAACAUGCUGGACGUUGAGGACGAUGAAGACGAGGCCCAGAAAUCCCAGAAACGGCAAGCCUUCCUACAGCAGCUGAAGAAGAAAAAAAUCAAAGUCACACAUAUAACCCAAGCUGGCAAAGAAUUCUAUGGCCUGCGAGCUCCAGAUGAGAUAUUUGAAGACUAUCAGUAUCUGCUCAAAGUCUCUGACUCCUGCAACUGGAUCGGGGAGGUGAAUGGAGCCAUCAACCAAGCUAACAGAAUCCGAAUCGUUGAUUUCAUUCUUCAUCAGACGUUUGUCAACUCAAAAGAUAACCUGGAGAAGCUCAUUUCAGAGGAUGUAUUUGAAACCACCUUCUGCCUCCACGAGAGAAAGACGCAGAAAGAACUGAGGGAGGAGUGGGCUCGCUGGUCGGCUCUCUUCACAGCACAACCAGUCAAUAAAAUCAAAGAGUACUUUGGAGAGAAGGUGGCUCUGUACUACCUGUGGCUGGGCUGGUACACCAAACUGCUGGUUCCAGCUGCUGCUCUGGGUGUGGUCGUCUUCCUCUAUGCAUUGGCUUUCUUCAACACCAACCCUCUCAUUAAGGAGGUGUGUCACUCCAACAUCACCAUGUGUCCUCGCUGUGAUGAUGACAGGUGUCCGGUGUGGCAGCUCUCAGUCACCUGCACAUACGCUAAGGUCAGCCAUUUGUUUGACAAUGAGGGCACUGUGGCGUUCGCCAUGUUCAUGGCGAUCUGGGCUACACUCUUCUUGGAGUUUUGGAAAAGAAUCAGAGCCACGCAUGUCUCUGCUUGGCAUGUCUAUGACUGGUGUGAAGAAGAGGAGGAACUGAUCAUGGAAAUAGUGAAUAAUCCUGAUUGUGAAGCCAAACAGUUUAGUCACAGUUACCUGCAGAGCACUUUGGUCCUCAUCCUGAUAACGCUCAUGCUGAUAGUGAUCAUCGGGUUCACUCAUGCUCUGGUGGUGUUUCGGGUGGUGGCCGCACCACUGAUGUCUCAGAGCGAUUGGAAGUUAUUAAAGGAACAUGCCAACAUUGCAGCUGUGUUGCUUGGAGCGGUGCUGCACUACAUCACUAUCCAGAUCAUGAAUCGGGUUAACAGAUGGGUGUCCCACAAGCUGUGUGAUAUAGAGAAGCUGAACUCAAGUGCAGCCAAAGAGAGAAGCUUCACAGUCAAGAUGUUCACCUUCCAGUUCUUCACGCUCUUCUCCUCUCUCUUCUAUGUGGCCUUUUUCCUUGGCAGGAUCAAUGGCCAUCCGGGACAGUACGUGCGUAUUGCUGGUUUCCGGCUGGAGGAGUGCGAUCCUAGUGGCUGCUUGACGGACCUCUUCAUCCAGAUGGCGGUGAUCAUGCUGCUCAAACAGACUCUCAACAACAUUGUUGAGUUCACUGGACCCUGGGUAAAGAGCCUUUUGAGCAAAAAAGCUGAAAAGCGGAUGAAGAGGAAGUGCGGUCACUGUUACAGAAAAGCCUGCCGUGUUGAGCCUUGUGACAUCUGCAAACUUCAGGACUGGCUGCGGAACUACCACCUGUGCCGCUCAGAUGCCUUCAGCCUGUUUGAAGAGUUCCUGGAGAUGGUGAUCCAGUUCAGUUUCACCACCAUAUUUGUGGCAGCCUUCCCACUAGCUCCCCUGCUGGCUCUCAUCAACAACAUCUUUGAGAUCCGCCUGGAUGCCAUCAAGAUGACCCGCUUGGAGCAGCGCCUUGUUCCCAGGAAGACCAAUGACAUUGGUGUGUGGACCAAAGUGUUGGAGGCCGUUGGUGUAUUGGCAGUGAUCACGAAUGGACUGGUCAUUGGGAUCACAUCAGACUUCAUUCCUCGGCUUGUGUAUCGGUACCAUUACGGACCAUGUGCUGGUGGAUCUACCAACACACACUGCAUGGAAGGCUACAUCAACGACACUCUGUCCACGGCCUAUAUGAUUAACAAUGACACCAAAACGUUCAUACACUCAAAGCAAAGACAUCUCUUUAACGUCACUGAAUGCAGCUACAGAGACUACAGGAACGAGGACAAUGAGCUGAGCCACAAGUUCUGGCUGGUCUUGGCGGCACGCUUUGCCUUUGUCAUCCUCUUUGAGCACGUUGUGGUGGUGUGCAAGUUCAUAGCAGCCUGGUUUGUCCACGACAAUCCCAUUCACGUAAAGAACAGUCGUCAGACAAAUAAAAUGUCUCGUCUCAAGAAAGAGUUAAGGUUGAAGAAACGUAACAAAUCAACAGAAGUGUGAUUUCUACAAAGCUGACCUCAGAUCUGCUGUCCUGAGUUCGCUCUGGUCCAGGUGUUGUUGGACCAGGGUAAGAAUUAACAACUGCUGUUCAAACACACAAGGGACCACGUUAGAAUAUUACUGUAUUAGAUGCCAGCAUAAGAUUUCAUGUUUUUAUGUUUGGAUGUAAAAUUAUGUUUUAUUUGUUGUUUAAUUGUUUAAAACAUGUGAUUUAAUGAGGUGUUUUCCUGUUUGGGUCAGAGGAAGGAGCAGACCUGCAUUGUUACAGAAUCCACAUGGAAGCCAGCGGGACAUCAGGUGGUUUCAAAAGCCACACACGAUCAUUAUUAGGGUUUAUUAUUAGAAAGGAUACAAACUCCUCUGCUCCUUGUUCUAAACCCAAGCUGGUCUCAUUUCAGAUUUAUGUUGAUAUCUGAAGAAUAAAAGCUGUGUGAAACACGA